CGGAGCAGGAGAAAUGGCAGAGCUCGUGAAGAGGGGCAGUGUCCAGCUAGUGAAGCGCAGCAGUGUUCAAAUCAAGCAGGCGGCCAAGGAAGUGCGAGCGGCCGUACGAGCCAGGCACAUAGUUGCCGCCCUCGUGGCCGUCGGCUUCGCCUUGUGCGGCGCCGUCGAGACGAGCUCUUCGGUCGCGCUCCUGGCCAAUCAGGAGGACAACCACGCGAUAAUCGACACGUCCUGGCACUGCGACAUGCUCGUGAACAUUUCGAGUCGAAAUCGCACCGAGGAUGCAGAGGUGAUCCUGAUGGAGCUGCCUCAGGAGGAGCGGACGGAGUCGAUAAUGCGAGAGGCCUUCCUUUGGGGCCAGGUCGCGGGUCCGAUUCUAGGCGGGUGCUUGGUAUGGGGCAGGUCCGGACCCUCGAUGGUCUUCGCCAGGGCUGUGCUCAGCGCGUGCCUGGCCUCGCUACUUGUCCCCGCUGCCUGGAGGGGACCCUCGCACGUGGCCUUAAGACUCUUUCAAGGCCUUUGCACGGGAGCAACGAUGCCCGCCGCUCAUAUGCUUGCCAUGACCUGGUUCAAAAGUACUCAUAGGAGUUGGUAUUUUAGUUGUUACGCAGCUGUAAGCGUAGGUUAUUGUUUAACUGGUUGGAUCGGUACGGCAGUGGUGAGGGCUUUUGGUAGAGAUUCGCUUUGCUACGGAUUAACCAUACUAGCACUGUGUUGGUAUUUCACAUUCGGUCGCUUCGUUAAAGACAGUCCCAAGUCUUAUCAGCAUGAUACUAAUGCAGCAGUAAUACCAUGGGGAAAGUUACUGAGAUCCGUUCCGGUCUGGGCGUCUGCAGUCGCGACAAUGGGUAAUCAAUGGGGUGACGCCACACUUGCUCUCGGAAUGACAAAGUACCUCAAGCUCAUUUAUGGAUUCUCCACCGCUAAUGAUUCCGUACUGACAACUCUGCCGCACAUUGGCCACUUCAUGGCGGCACUCACUUGCGGUUUGCUCGUUGAUCAUGUGAGAGAAUCUAAAAUAGUAUCUACGACAACGGCAAGAAAACUCGUUGUAUACACCGCGCACUUUAUUCCGGCGGCGCUUCUUUUCGUCGCCGGUUACGCCGGAUGCCAGGCUCUAGGUGCCGCUUGGCUCGGCAUUGCCGCGCUCUUGGUCAGCGGAACCGCACCCGCGGGCGCCCUCGCGGCCAUCGCCGACCUCGCACCUGCCGAAUCUCCAGCUUGCGCAGCAGCCGCCUGCGCCCUCUGCUCGACUCUCGGAGCCGCGGGUCUCCUCGCAGCCAAUUACUUCGUCACCCAGGCGCUUCAUGGUUCCAUCGCAGGAUCCUGGCGGCUCGUUUUCGGCGUUGCAUCCAUCGUUUUGCUGAUCACGGCCGCCGUAUUUCUGGCUCUGGGUAAAGGUGUACCACAACCCUGGAUCCCAUCAGUGGCCAGACCGCGAAGUCACGACGUCAUCUACGAGCAAGAUGUACUCGAGCUUGACUACGAGGAUGUCGGUGUACAAACCGAGCCCUAUAAUCCUUACGGUCCCGAGGACGACGAGGAGGAGAACACGAGGGAGGAACAAAAGGAAGCAACGUCGGUGAGCUCGAAAAUUUCAGUCAUCAACGAGUAACCAGUGCGAGUAAUUUAAGAGUUGCUUACUUUCACCGAACUGUGAUUUUUAAGUUUUGCUAUUAUUAAUCAGUUGGAAAUAAUUUAAUUUCAUAUUAAAAAGCUUUCAUACUGGUUGUUUAGAUGAAUUAUUAGCGCAUUAUGUUAUUAGAAACAUUUA
Messenger RNA from Ceratosolen solmsi marchali, 1774 nucleotides. Its product is annotated as sialin. The transcript is spliced from 8 exons. The coding region runs from base 14 to 1615 and encodes 533 amino acids. Gene Ontology annotation, biological process: monoatomic anion transport; transmembrane transport. Gene Ontology annotation, molecular function: transmembrane transporter activity. The record is from RefSeq and is a predicted model, not a curated record. Gene Ontology annotation, cellular component: membrane. NCBI's taxonomy places the organism in Eukaryota, Metazoa, Arthropoda, Insecta, Hymenoptera, Agaonidae.